CUCUCCCCCAUUAAUUAAUUCUUGAGUAGCCGAUUUACGUCCCUAUAAAUACCCCUCUAAUUCUUCAUUUCUCAUCACCAAAUUCACUAACCAUUCUCUUUCCAUAGUUUUCACCACACCCCAUCUUCACUACUCUUCAGACCAAAAUGGCCACUGCUGAGGUUGAAUCAGUUCCAGCACCCGUCCCCGAGACCAUUCCAGCUGAGCAAGUGAUCGCCGCCCCGGAGAAAGAAAAGAAGGUGGAGGAGGAGCCAAGCGAGGAAGCGCCACCGAAGGAAGCAACUGAAGAAGAAGUUGCAGAGGGGGAGGAAGCCGCUGCUCCCGUAGCUGAGCCGCCGGCAGCUGCAGAGGCUGAGCCCGAGAAAGUCGUGACUGAAGAGCCAGCAUCAGAAGCGGUGGCCGAGGAGGCUCCAGCUGAAGAGCCCGUGGUGGAAAAGACCGAGGAAACAACCCCGGAGAAGGCGGCAGAGGAGCCGCCUGCUGCUGAGGAGACUCAAGAAAAGGCCACAGAGGAGACGGAGGCUCCAGCUGCGGUGGAGGAAACCGCGGCGAAAGAAGAGGCAGAGGUGGCGGAGGAAUCAGCAGGCGGCGAAGUUGCAGUGGAGAAGAGUGAGGAGUGAGGAGUGAGGAGCUGAGUUGGUUAAUUACGUUUUUAUGUGCUGUUGAGUUUGUGUUGUGUAUUGGGGUUUUAAAAAAAGCAGAAUAUAAAUAUGAGCUAGCGUCUGGAAGAGUUGGGGGGACACACACUCUAUUUGUUAUUUGCUAUCAUUAUGGUUUUGAUGGUCGGAGACUGCUGUCGUCUCAUGUAUUCUCAUCCUCAGCCUUCACCCAAUAAACUAUCAUUUCUAUUA
Molecule: messenger RNA, 851 nt
Organism: Sesamum indicum (sesame)
Lineage: Eukaryota; Viridiplantae; Streptophyta; Magnoliopsida; Lamiales; Pedaliaceae
Source: RefSeq, a predicted model, not a curated record